AUGAAAAAUUAAAAAUUGCAAAAAAGUUAACAGAGGGUUAACAGAGGACCGUCGUUAACUCGAGUUUAACAUCGUCGCUAACUUUACGGACAUUACUGGGAGCCGGCUAAAAUACUGAGUGCCAAUAUUUCUUUAAUUUAGGUAUGGAACGUUUUGAAAUGAUAAAACAAUUAAAUGAACGCAUGGUUUUUGUACCAAAUAUUGAGACACUGCCCAUGGAGCAAUUGGAGCAGAUCUAUAGAGGAUUUAUAGUGCCUCAACCACGCCGUGAGCAGAGAGAACGACAACAACAACCAUCACAGAAUGCGGAGACUGCUUUAUCCCUGCCCUUGGAAAUGGAGCAAUUACGAAAGCGCAUUCAAGUUGUCUCCAUGGCUGAGAAUAGGAAAAGGGGUAUACAAAAUGAUGCAAAUACAAUCGCGCAACGCAAACGCAUUAAGAUGGACCUGCUCUGACCUCCAGU
Drosophila willistoni is the source of this 463-nucleotide messenger RNA. RefSeq lists its product as uncharacterized. The transcript has a single exon. The coding region runs from base 144 to 455 and encodes 103 amino acids. Lineage: Eukaryota; Metazoa; Arthropoda; Insecta; Diptera; Drosophilidae. The record is from RefSeq and is a predicted model, not a curated record.